CCCUGGGUGCGCCCAGAAAAUCCGCGCGCUUUCUCCUGGACGCUCGGCACGCCGCUGCACGGCGCCCCCAGCCCGAGCUGUCCCACCGUGUUCCUCACCGGCCGCCUGUCAGUCAGGGUGAACUUGCUCGCCUUGUUUGUGCUUCGGCGGGUCGGUUUUGACUUACCCCUGUGGUAUGUGGAAGCGCCGACUCCAAUAAACCAUUAACUCUUUCCCGUGUUGGCAGCAGGCUAGGCUGUGCCCGGGACGGCUCCGCCGCUCUUUUAGGGAAAAGCCGGAGCCGCGCUUCCCGGGGGCGACGCACGAGUAGGGUGGCAGCCGCUCCGGGAGCGCCACCAAGCCCCCCACCGGUUGCGCCACAGGGUGCGGGGCGCGGCGGGGACAUAGCUCGGCGGCGGGGACAGUGAUGUCCGCUCGCCGCACGGACUUGCUUGUCACGCCGCUCGCUCUCGUCUCGUCCCCGCUCCUCUCCGCGCAUCCCACUCCGUCCUCUGGCCAGGUUCCCUGCUCCAGCAGCUGGGCUUCGCGCCUUCCUUACCACCGCACCGCACCUCCGCCCGCCACCACCACCCGCAGCUCCUGGGAUGUCGGGAUGUUUGGAGAGAAUCCCAAAGCCAGCCAUCCCUCCCCGCCGUUUGGAUGCCAGCUUGAUUGACUUCCCCUCUUAUCGUGGGUGCCAGCGGGAUAGUGCCCGGAUUAAGUCAAUUCAGGGGCAGGCGAGAGCGUGGUUCAUACGUCCCGGCAGCCGCCAUGAGCAGGGUGAAAACCAGGAACAUCUAAUGGAAGGUGCUCGGGGCGUAGAGGGAGAGUCGGGGGAAAGAAGCAGCAGCGACUCACUGAUGCCACCACCAGUGGCGCCCCCGCUCCCGGAGGCUCCGGGCCCCCUCCCUCCAGCGCCCCCGGAGAGCAGAGUGGGGGCUCACUCCCCAGUGGGCUCGGUUCCAGCGUGGAUCUGUCCCCGCUCUCCCCGCUCACGCUGCCUCCCUCACGCCUCCACUCCCCCUGCUUGUGACCCCGAGCCCGUCAGUGCGAGACUCGGGUGCGGUGUAAAGAAUCGCCAUGGUACGGUGUAA
This is a messenger RNA of Empidonax traillii (willow flycatcher), 1073 nucleotides long. RefSeq names its product histone-lysine N-methyltransferase 2B-like. Lineage: Eukaryota; Metazoa; Chordata; Aves; Passeriformes; Tyrannidae. Bases 585 to 1073 code for a protein of 162 amino acids. The record is from RefSeq and is a predicted model, not a curated record. The transcript has 2 exons.